GAUGGCGGACGUAGUUUAUAACGAUCAAGCUCCAGAGCGGGGAAAUCAGGGAACUGAAAAGGCGACGGAAAUAUCCGGAAGCAGUACAGCUCGACUAAUGAUUACAAAAAUAGUUAAUGAAAACUUUAAGUCUUACGCGGGAACGCAAGAAUUGGGGCCAUUUCAUAAGAAUUUCUCUUCCAUUGUUGGCCCCAAUGGAAGCGGAAAAUCGAACGUUAUUGAUGCGAUGUUGUUCGUGUUUGGUUACCGCUCGAAAAUGAUUCGCACAAAGAAAGUUUCACAACUGAUACACAACUCAGAAAACCAUCAAAAUGUCCAGAGCUGCACAGUUGCCGUUCAUUUUCAAAAAAUCAUUGAUAUGCCUGGAGAUGAUUAUGAAGUUAUAGAAGGAAGUCAAUUUGUUGUGUCUCGCACAGCCCGUAAAGACAAUAGUUCGGACUAUCAUGUUAAUGGUCGUAAAGUUCCUUUCAAGGAGGUGGCAAGACUUCUUAAAGAUUGUGGAAUUGAUUUAGAUCAUAACAGGUUUCUCAUUUUGCAGGGAGAAGUUGAACAAAUUUCCAUGAUGAAGCCAAAAGCACAGUCAGAGCAUGAAGAAGGAAUGCUUGAGUACUUAGAAGACAUCAUAGGAUCAAGUCGUUUCAAGGAGCCAAUAGAACAACUAGCCAAUGAGGUGGAAAGAUUAAAUGAAGCUAGAGGAGAAAAGCUCAACAGAGUCAAAGCUGUAGAAAAAGAGAAAGAUGAGUUAGAGGGAUCCAAGAAUGAAGCACUAGAAUACCUUAAUAUGGAAAACUCCAUUACAAAACAAAGGAACGUGUUAUUCCAAAGAUACAUAUACGAAUGCAUUUUAAAUGAAGAGAAAGCUAUAGAGAAGAGAGAUGAAAUCAAACAAGGAUUUGAUGAAUUAAAGAAAGAACUUGAUGCUUUUACAGAUAAGAAGAAAGCACAGAUCAAGGAAUACAAGAAGGCAACAAAGAAAUAUGAAGAACUUUUUAAGGUGGCUGAGGAUACCAAGAAGAACUUUUCAGCUUAUGACAGAGAUGACUUAAAACUGCGGGAAGAAUACAAACAUGCAAAACAAAAUCAAAAGAAGAUGCAGAAAAAUCUUGAGAAAGAAAAAAAGAAGUUGGAAGAAUUUAAGAGUAUACCUGAUGAGAAUGCAAAAGAGUUGCAGCAAUUGCAAAAGAAAAAAGACGAUCUUGAGUUGAAAAGAAAAUUGGAAGAAGAGAAACUUGCAGAAGUGAUGGCAGGCUUAAAGAGUGAAACAGAGGGCCUUCAAACAGAAAAGGAGGCAAAAGAAACAAAGUUGCUGGACUUAAACAAAAUUGUUAAUGAAGCUAAGUCAAAGAUGGAUGUGGCCAGGGGUGAGCUAGAAAUUUACAAGAAUCAAUAUGAGACUGCCAUGGACCAGGUCAAAGAAGCCACAGAUAAUUUAAACAAUGCUGUAGAGACCAGAUCACAACGAAAGGGAGAAAUACAAUCUCUGCAAGAUGAAAUUGCAGAAUUGAGGGAAAGGCUAAAAAUAGCAGAAGCAGAUUUGGCAAAGGCUAUUACAGGAGAAAAGAAAGCAUCUGAUGAGCUUCGUAGCAUAAGAACCAAAGUUGAGGAAGCAAGAAGUUCCUUGCAAGCUUCACAUAGCAGAGGACAAGUGUUGGAGGCUCUCAUGCAGCAAAAAGCAUCCGGAAAGAUUCCAGGAAUUCUGGGUCGUCUGGGAGAUCUUGGUGCAAUUGAUGAUAAAUAUGAUGUAGCCAUCAGUACAGCAUGUGGAGCAUUAGACAACAUUGUUUGUGACAGUAUUGAUACUGCUCAGAAGUGUAUUACCUUCCUCAAGCACAACAAUAUAGGUUCUGGUACUUUUAUUGGUCUUGACAAGGUAGAGAAAUGGAGGAAAGAUGCAUCUAAUAAAAUCAAAACGCCACAGAAUGUCCCACGUUUAUAUGACUUGGUUCAAGUGAAGAAUGACCAAAUACGCACUGCUUUCUUCUUUGCUCUGAGAAACACCCUUGUUGCUGAUGAUCUGAAGCAAGCUACAAACAUAGCCUUUCAGGGAUCCAACAGAUGGCGUGUAGUGACAUUACAAGGUGAAAUUAUCGACCAGUCAGGCACAAUGAGUGGUGGUGGAAAUAAAGUUGUCAAGGGAAGAAUGGGGUCUUCUAUUGUUUCUGAUGUAAAUCCUAAUCAGCUUAAAGCCAUGGAAAAGACUCUGGAGAAAGAGACCAAGGCAGCUGAGGAGUACAGAGAAGCAAAGAAGAGGCUAGAAGAAAUAGUAGACGAGCUGAAGAAAGAGCUGUCCGCUGCAGAACACCAAUUACAGAAAAAUAAUAUGGAGAUCAAGGCUUUGGAUGACCAGGAGGAGAAUUUGAGGCAGCAAAUAGUUCAUCUUAAAAACAAAGUGGUUGAAAAUACUCCGGAUGAAACAAGGCUUAAAGUGCUUGAAGACUCAGUUACAACUCACGAGAAAGAAUGGCGAACAGCAGUGUCAUCAUCAACUAGAAUAGAAACAGAAGUACAGAAACUUCACAAACAAAUUAUGGAGAUUGGUGGUUCAAAGCUCAAGAUGCAACAGGAUAGGGUGGAUGUAUUGACCAAUGCUGUAGAUGAAGUAGUCGGACAAAUGACCAAAGCAAAUGUUGCUAUCAAGACUUGUCACAGGAACACAAGAAAGGCUGAGGGUACAGUUGAGUCACUCGAGAGAGAAAUUGGAGAAAACUCUGCCAACAUCCAGAAGUUAGAGGAAGAUUUCAAGACACUGGAGGAAAAAGCCACUAAAGUGUUAGAGGACUAUGAAAAGGCUCAGGAAGAAAUGUUGGCAAUGGAAGAAUCUUUAGAGUUUUUGAAGAAGGAAGUGGCAGUAGUUGAGCAGGAGGAGACCAAAAUGAAGAGCAAGGAGGUUGAUAUUAAGCAUGAAGUGGAAAAAUAUGAGUCAGUUUUAAAAGAGAACCAACAGAAAGUUAAACACUGGCAGAAGGAGUUGAGUAGGUUGACACUUGUAUCAGCGAGUGUCAUUGCUGAAGCUGAGGCAGAUGAGGGUCUUCCAACUCUAUCACGUGGUGAACUUGAAGGGAUUGAUAAGGAAACUGUUAUGUAUGAGAUCACUGUUUUGGAGGAGAAAUUGAAACAAAUGAAGCCCAACAUAGCAGCCAUUGCAGAGUAUCGCAAAAAGGAAGAAGCAUACCUGGAUCGAGUUAAGGAUCUUGAUGAGGUGACGGUACAACGUGACCAUAAAAGGAAAGAACAUGAUACUAUGCGUAAACAGCGCCUUGAUGAGUUCAUGGCUGGAUUUUCUGUCAUUACUACCAAGCUGAAAGAAAUGUAUCAGAUGAUUACUCUCGGUGGUGAUGCUGAAUUGGAGUUGGUUGACAGCCUUGAUCCCUUCUCUGAAGGAAUUGUAUUCAGUGUGAGGCCACCAAAGAAGAGCUGGAAGAAUAUCUCUAAUCUGUCUGGUGGAGAGAAGACUCUGAGUUCACUGGCUCUGGUAUUUGCUCUUCAUCAUUACAAGCCAACACCCCUUUAUGUGAUGGAUGAAAUUGAUGCAGCCCUUGACUUCAGAAAUGUUUCAAUUGUUGCAAAUUAUAUCAAGGAGAGGACAAAAAAUGCUCAGUUUAUAAUAAUCAGCCUGCGAAACAAUAUGUUUGAGUUGGCUGAUCGUUUAAUUGGUAUAUUUAAAACUGAUAAUUGUACAAAGAGUGUCGCAAUCAAUCCACAACUAAUAGCAUCUGAAGCCUGAUAUUGCUACUGCAUGAUGGUAUGUUCAUACAGCUGCAUCAAUUCAGGACAAAUGGGAUGAAGCAAGUUAGAAAGUGGUUGAUCCUAGGUAUCUGGGAAGUAUCAAGCUAUGAAUGUAGUGACUAGGGCAAUAAGUGUAAAAGUUUCAGUAGCUAAGUUGUUUUUUUCACAGUUUUCUGAAUUUGUAUUAGUGAAAGGUUGGUGUGUGUAUAGCUGUAAUAGAAGUAGUUACAAACAUAUGUUAAUAGAAAUAAACUACACAUAAUAACCAAACAUCCAAGGUUACAGAGAAGUACUUUAAAUCACUAGAGAUAAGAAAUUCAAAACUACCAUUUAGUAGUGCACUUUGGAAAGCCAAAUGCAGGGGCACACAUGCAGUUAAUGUAAGCAUGCCCAUUCAAUCUUUGUUUCUAGUAUUGAGGGUUUACAUACAACCUACCAAUGCCUUUGUUUUAAGUUCUAAGUUAGUGUUGGUAAUUGCUGUUAUUAAUGAUCCACUAGUUUACUGAACAGUAACAUUAAAAGAACACAGUCUACAAAGAGAUUGCAUCAUUUAUUAAUAGGUAAGUCCAUUUACAUGAUGGCUUCAUUAUGCACAGUCAACAGAGUUCAGCACACAUCCCUCCACUUUGAUAAUGGGGAAAAAAACCGUUACACAUUUCUUUAUAUGUAUUAAAGUCCCUUAUUUACACUCAACAACCAUCAGGUCCACUGAAGUACAACUGCACUGUUAAUUCAAAUAUUUGAAUAAAGGAGCCUGUUUUGUAGCACCUGCCUCAUAAAUAAAUUAAUCUGAUGGAAACUACCAUCCAACCUGGAACAACAGCAAUUAUUCAAAGUAUUGUCUACUGGAAAGUAAUCUUUGCAAAAGUUAGUUUGAGCCAAACUAAAAGUUAAUUGGAACCAAACCCCAGUAUAUGCAUUAAGUCCUCUUCCACCCAAACCUGUCUAGUAAAUGACUACAGUUAAGGUCAUUUUUUUCUUUUCAUCUUAGACUCAAUGAGGAUAAGAAAUGAUAAUUAAAAUGUCUUUAGAGAACCAAUUGAAAUAAAUCUACAGGAAAACAAACUGUAAAACUAUAUUGCAACAUAGAUAAAUGGUUUAUUUCAUGUGCAAGCUGUAUUUUUUGUAAUACCUAUUAAUUUUA
Molecule: messenger RNA, 4870 nt
Organism: Pocillopora verrucosa
Lineage: Eukaryota; Metazoa; Cnidaria; Anthozoa; Scleractinia; Pocilloporidae
Product: structural maintenance of chromosomes protein 4
Biological process (GO): mitotic chromosome condensation
Cellular component (GO): chromosome; condensin complex
Molecular function (GO): ATP binding; ATP hydrolysis activity; protein binding
Source: RefSeq, a predicted model, not a curated record